AUUGGGCGUGUCACGUGACUCGGGAAACUGCAUGUUAUAUAUACCACGGCUGUUAUUAUAGAAAGCUGUUACAAAACACCGAGAAGCCGGACCAGCAGUGCAUUGUCUAGCUCGGCCCGUGCAUCGAUUUUAGACAGUUUGACUCACGUCCAGCUCCGUACUUAAGAACUACAGAGUCGAGAUGAAGGUUGUAGCCUUGUUGUCUGUUUUGCUACUCGUUGAGUGUGCGGCAGCAUCUCCUCUGUUGCAGUUUUUGGAAACGGCUACCCAGGAGCAAUCGUUGGAUGUCUCCAAGGACCCAGUGGAGGAGUUCUUCAAUCUGCCCGCCGCCCCUGAUAAUGAUGAAGGCGAUGACGGCUCACCAAACAUGAUGCUGACGUUUGGUGUGAAGGGGUUUGAGGAGGAGGCCGUGGCAGAGGAGGAAGCCCCCUUGGAUUGCGGGUUGGACCUGUUUCAGCUCGCCUGGAAAAUUGGGGCUAAGCAAUUCUGUCUCCUCGUGUGGCGGGCGGGUUUGAAGGACACCCUCAAGACUGGAGGACCCUUCACUGUCUUCGUACCUAGUGACCGUGCCAUAUCUCGUCUGCCGGCCUGGGUAAAAUUUUACCUGAUCAUCCACAAGACGGCGCUGCAGGCGAUCUUGAAGUAUCACGUGAUCAACGGGCGAGUAAUGGCUUCGGAGCUAAUGGGCGAUGACGAGAAAACGAUCCCCACGCUGUACAAAGAUAAAAGCCUUAGAAUCAAUGUCUACCCGAGAAAACACCCCAAAGGUUCCAAGCUCAUCACUGCGUCGGGUAGCCCUGUCUGGAAAGCCGACAUCAACGCGACCAAUGGCGUUAUCCAUCUGGUCGGAAAGGUGAUUACGUCCAUCCCAGUGGAUACUUCUGGUGGAGUAGUGGAGAAAUGCCCGGAUUUCAGGGUGUUGAAGAGAUGCCUUAAUGCCACUGGCUUGACCGGUGCUUUAAAAGGAGAUGGUCCGUUGACUUUGUUCGCUCCAACCAACGAAGCUUUCAGGAAGCUUCCACCUGGUGUGAGAAAGAUGUUGCUCAACAAUUCUACAGUUCUUAAAGAGGUCCUUUUGUAUCAUGUCGUAAACCUGACGUACUACGCGGCUGGGCUGGUCAAUUACGACAACGUCACCACUUUUGAAGGCGAUGCUAUCAAAGUGCAUGCCUGUCGAAGGUACCACGUCCUCAAGGUUAACAACGCACGUGUCACCUAUCCCGACGUGUCCACAACUAAUGGAGUCAUGCAUGCAAUCAACCGCGUGCUUCUUCCCCCCUCAAUGGCGGAUCUCCUUUCAUCGGAACCGGAUGUAGAGGAAGAAGGGAAAGGAGUAGAGAGUAACGAAAUUCCCAUGGUUUACGAGAAGAUAUUUCAUGAAAAGUUCGAUUUCGAGAAGGAAAUGGGAAGGGGUUUUAAUGAAAUUAGACUCUGAUUGUUAGUUGUCAGUGAUGAUGAAAUGAAUGCAAUAUAGUAGCCACGGACGUGGAGCAUAUGCAUACGCAAGAAGGACCCUGCAACGUAGUGUGAAAUGGACAUUGUAUUUAAAAAAUACGGUGUAUGUGCCCUCACUCUAACGAAAAAAGAUCUUGCAUAAGAAAUCCAGCUAUUCUCAAAAAGUGCAGAAAUCCAUACGAUAGGCCUUUAUAUAUAUAUAUAUUUUUUACAAGGAAAAUAUCGAUAUACCUGUAUAUAUCAAUGUAUGGGUGUACCUACAGAUCGUAAACGCCCAGUGAUGAAUUAACAAUUAAUUUCUGUUUUUUUAAAGUUAUGUUAAAUCUGACUGCAGAAUCUCUCCUAAAAGAUUUAUUGAGAUUACAAAUGUGUUUACAGACAUUUGGAAUAGGACGGAAUAUUGCAUUAGGUGCGACUUCUUCGCGCACUACAUGUAUAUGAAAAAUAUGCUAGGCUUCAGUAAUAGUUUAUCCAUUGUUCUUAUUGCCCUCAGUUUUUUUUUUUUUUUAAUGAAACAGCUGGUCUACAUAUUAUUGAAAAUUAUAUUAUUUUAUACUCAUAAUCAUAACUUGUACUCGGAAACUUUUCUUUAUUUUUUCAAUGUAAUGCAUUCUC
Lingula anatina is the source of this 2070-nucleotide messenger RNA. RefSeq names its product transforming growth factor-beta-induced protein ig-h3. Gene Ontology annotation, biological process: cell adhesion; extracellular matrix organization. Gene Ontology annotation, molecular function: cell adhesion molecule binding. The record is from RefSeq and is a predicted model, not a curated record. Gene Ontology annotation, cellular component: extracellular matrix. NCBI's taxonomy places the organism in Eukaryota, Metazoa, Brachiopoda, Lingulata, Lingulida, Lingulidae.